UGUCAAUCAGACUGCAAACGGGGUUAGUGUUUUUAAGCGGCUGCGCAACAUUUGGAAUUUCUUUUUGAAAACCACUUUCCAAGUCAACCCGGACCUUCCGCGGCUGUUACUUGUGUCCGAGAAUCAUGUCGCCGACUCAAAAUGCCAACUCGAAUGCAUCAAAUAAAGCUGCCACCAGGAACCAGGCAACAAACAAAAAAUCCAAGAAGACCGAGUCGGCUUCAGGGGGCAACACGUUCGUCACGUGUUUUAUCGUGCUUUCCCUGCUGGGUGUCUGGACGUCUAUAGCCGUGGUAUACUUUAACCCGGUCGACUAUGAGCAAGUUCUCGGUAACCUGGCAGCCUACGAUAAAGACGGAGACGGGGACUUUGACAUCGACGAUGCUAAAAUACUCCUCGGACUGAAAAAAAGUGACCUAGACAUCGCUCCCCUUGACGACGAUGCUCCGGCCCCGGUGGUGAUUCCUAGUCCUGAACCUACAAUAAAGGAGCCUGAAGUCGAGGUUUCCAUCGAGGACAGUUUUGUCCAACAAGAACAGGAGGAUGAAAACCAAGUGCUAGAAAAUGAUGAAGAAGAAGUACAAGAGGAAGAAGAGACUCUGGACCGUGCUGAGAUAUUUGAGGAAGAUCCUGAAGUAGCUGCCGAAGAUGUCCAACCUUUGGAAAGUGUGGACAGCGAGCAGGUUGCCGAAGAAAUACCAGCAACACCCGAGGAAACCGGGCAAGAUAUCGAGCAGCCCGCUUCAGAACCGUUGACACCCGAGGACCAGGAAGAAGUGCAAACAUCCGAGGAACCGUCGGAAGUGCUCUCUGCUCCAGAGGAGGAAGCGGAGGAAUAUGAUCCCAUAGAAGAAGCCGAUCCCGUAGUCCUUGAAGCGGAAGCGGACACGGAAAUCCUUGCCCAAAAACUUGCGGAGAUUCUUUCAGAAACGACCGAAGAUGCCGAGCCCGCGUUUUUGCAGGAUUCCUCUCCACUCGAGGAAGAGGAGUCCGCUCCGGCCGAAGUAGAAGAGGAGGAAAUUCCAGAUGUGGCGGAAGAAAAUGAGACGGGAGGAACAUUCGAAGAAGAAAUCGCGGAUACACUAGGUGACGUCCAAGCGGAAGAAAUCACGGAAACGCUAGGCGACUUCCAAGCAGAUGAAAUCGCAGAAGACUCCGCGCAGGAUGUGCCGGAGGAAGUCGUGGCUCCGCCUUCCUUUGAACAAGAACUCGCGGAAACCCUAGAAGAAGAAGAAAUUGCUGAGGCGGUGGAAGAAAACCAAGUCGAGGCUUCUGAGGACAGGGCGGAGGAAGAAAUGGCUCCGCCCUCGUUUGAAGAGGAACUCGUGGAAUCGCCAGACGAUUCGGCGGAGGCGGUCCAAGCCGACGCUUCUCAGGACGGGGCGGAGGAAGAAAUGGCUCCGCCCUCGUUUGAAGAGGAAGUGGCAGAAUCGCCAGACGCGGUCCAAGCCGACGUGGAGGCGGAAGAAUUACAAACGCAACAGGAGGAAGAAACGGAGGCGACCACUCAAGGAGACGAGGAGCAAACCGUAACAGAAACCUAAAGGCUCCAACGUGACCACGCCGAGAGAGCAGAGUUGCAUCGACGGGUACGAGCGAGCGCCAGCUUUUGACUCGAGGACUCGAUAUUGGGUACCAGCAGCACUACGACACUACAAAUACAUGCUGUAUGUUCCACAUUCCUUUUCAUUCCAUCUGUUUUUUAGUCCAAAUGUGUCAAGCGGUGGGAAAGUCGCUGCAUUUCUUUCCCAGUCUGCCCACGAAUGGGCAGAUUUUGCCCUGAAAAUUUGUUCCAUACACUCGCACCUGUGAGACUAGAAAUUUGAAUUAUUAUCCGUAAACUGUUUUUGUUGUUGUGGGUAAUAAUGCACACUUGAGCUUUUAAUGUAUUUAUUAGUAAAAUAGUGGAAAUGUGAAUAUUGUGAACCCCAAAUUUCCUUUUUCAUUUGUGUGCUCUUAGCAUUUUUCUCCCUCUGUUCAGCGUCCCAAAUAGAAAUGCAAUAAACAACUGUGAGGUUUUUUUUUGUUUUGUUUUUAAUUCACCUAUUAAAUCUGAAUAGGA
This is a messenger RNA of Corythoichthys intestinalis (scribbled pipefish), 2062 nucleotides long. RefSeq names its product aspartyl/asparaginyl beta-hydroxylase-like. The coding region runs from base 126 to 1544 and encodes 472 amino acids. Gene Ontology annotation, biological process: peptidyl-aspartic acid hydroxylation. The record is from RefSeq and is a predicted model, not a curated record. Gene Ontology annotation, cellular component: endoplasmic reticulum; membrane. Gene Ontology annotation, molecular function: peptidyl-aspartic acid 3-dioxygenase activity. NCBI's taxonomy places the organism in Eukaryota, Metazoa, Chordata, Actinopteri, Syngnathiformes, Syngnathidae. The transcript has 8 exons.